AUGGACCAAACACACACCCGAGCCCUGGAGGCUCUGCAGCCCUUCGUCCACCUAGCCAACUCCAACAGCGCUACCUCCCCCCGCUUCAUCGCCAACAUCAUUACCAAUGCCACCUCCAGCCCGCACACCUACGUGUUCGCCGAGCUGCUCGAAACUCCGACCAUCCAGGCCCUGGGAUCCCCCGAAACGCCGGUCGAAUACCGCGGGUACCUGAAGCUGCUUGAGAUCUUUGCCUGGGGCACCUGGCAGGAGUAUCAAGCAACGCCCAACCUGCCCAAACUCAGUAGUGAGCAAACACUCAAGCUGCGCCUCCUUUCCCUCCUCACCCUCUCCACAACCACGAAACCACUCACCUACUCCGCGCUCAUGACCGCGCUCUCCCUCCCCACAACAUCCGACCUCGAAUCCCUCGUCACAACCGCCAUCUACGCCUCCCUCAUAACAGCCCGCCUCAGCCCUGCAUCUGACCCGCCCACCGUGAAGGUGACAGCGGUGGCGCCCCUCCGCGACGUGCAGCCGCAGUCUCUGCCGAAGAUGAUUAGCCUGCUAACAGAGUGGGAGACGCGGUGCGGCGACGUGGUCUCCGACCUCGAGGCCGAGAUAGCGCGAGUGAAGAGCAAUGCCGCGAAACGGCGAGCCAAGGAGCAAAGAUACCAGACGCUCUUGGAGGAGGCGGUUAAGCAGCGCUCCGAGAACGCGGGGAAUAAUGGCCCCGGAUCGGGGCGGGGUGGGAAGAAGGGGGUGUUUGGAAAGCUGGGCGCCGCCGCGGCGGGGAUGGGUCGCAACAAAAGGGAGUUUAGUGCCGAUGAUGUUGAUGAGGAUGAUGGGUUCUGGGAUAUCAGUGCGGAUGGCAUGGAUAUUGACGAGGGUGCUGGGUCGUCGUCGAGGGCCGCUGGGAGCAGGCAUUCCAAGCGCGUACUUGGAAAAAAGUCCUGA
Penicillium lagena is the source of this 936-nucleotide messenger RNA. RefSeq lists its product as uncharacterized. Gene Ontology annotation, cellular component: COP9 signalosome. The transcript is spliced from 2 exons. Bases 1 to 936 code for a protein of 311 amino acids. NCBI's taxonomy places the organism in Eukaryota, Fungi, Ascomycota, Eurotiomycetes, Eurotiales, Aspergillaceae. The record is from RefSeq and is a predicted model, not a curated record.